Molecule: messenger RNA, 11758 nt
Organism: Amphiprion ocellaris (clown anemonefish)
Lineage: Eukaryota; Metazoa; Chordata; Actinopteri; Pomacentridae
Product: myocardin-related transcription factor A-like
Exons: 20
Coding region: 5125-8712 (1195 amino acids)
Biological process (GO): smooth muscle cell differentiation
Source: RefSeq, a predicted model, not a curated record
ACUCAUGGAGAAACGUCUCAGUCCUACUGCAGCUACAGGAGGAGUUCUUCUGGAGCCUCAUGGUAGCUGACAGUCUGAGUUCCUGAGCCUUUUAUAAAUUAUUUUACUGCUAUCAUGAUGAAGACUUUCUUGUCUUCUCAAGGAGUUUUUCUAAAGCAGUGGAUGGACUGAGGAUCAUCUCUUUGAUCAUCUGAUUUCUGAACCUUCUCCGUCUCCCUCUGCUCGGCUCUGAGAGGAUUGUUCUCCUCUGAUUUUAGAUGUUCAAACCUGUGACAGAAAUCCAGCUCCUGGGCUGAGCUGGAGCUGACCGGCUGCUUGUUCUGUCUUUUUUUCUUCUGUGGAUGCCUGUUCCGAUGUAGUUUUAGUCUGAUCUGUCGCCAUGCUGGAGCACCUGCCGUGUGUCCGCAUUGAGCCCUUCCAGCCUCAGCCAAUCAGCAGCAGCAUGGAGGAGAGAGCCAUCCGCUUUGAGUUAGAGCGCCAGGCCUGCCAGAGCCUCCGACAAGGCCUCCCUGAAGUGUGUUGCUAAGCUGAGGUAUUAAGUGGAUCAAAUGCUCUUCCAGGGGCUGGGUUACAGCUGGUUCUCUUCCAGCUUCACGGCCUUCAGUACAUGAACUCAGCAACCUGUUCGAGACAUGGACCUCCAACCAAAGCAGCUCACGGAAACGAGUCUGGAUCCAUUUAGGAGAGUGACUUCCAGAGAAUCCAGUCAGAUUGAGCCAACUGCUGAAAGUCAGAUUUAAAGAUUUAAAAAACUAGAAUUAUUCUUGAAAAUAUCAUAUGUCACAUAUCUGUGAAAUACGGUGGCGUAGCGACAACUUAAUCAUGCUGAGCAGAGAUUCAACUACUUUUUUCUGCCUUUUUUCAGUCAACAGAUUCAGCUUUUAAACUGUCCUCUGAGCAUGUGUUGGCAGUUUACAGUAAUGUGGCUUCAUGUGGUCCGGCUGUCCGGAGGGAUUGGGUUCCCAGUGGUUACAGCAUGGACUCAAAUAGAAAGGAAAGCGAGGGAGAAAGGGGGAGGCAGAGGAGGAUCAUGGGUUAGAGGCAGUAAGAGAGAAACACAACAGUACAGUACAUUAGAAGCACAACAGCAUGAAGAAGAGUUCAGAAAACAGGAGCACUAGAGAACAAUCAACAAUAAUACAACAGGAUGCUAAGAAUGAUGAUGAAUUUAUCCCAGUUUUAAAAGAAAUAUCAUGGACAAAUAACAGAAGUAGAAGACACUGAACACAUGAACCUCCACAUGUAAACUUCAUCAUCAACAUGGUCUGGAGGUGGUACACCAGGAAGCACAUUGUACUCUAAACAAAUGUUUGUUUUUAGGAGAGGCUGUGUGAAUUAUUCACUUCAUUCCCUUCAUAAUCUAAUAAAAGAGUAGUAAUUAAAGAAGGACUUAGAAGCAGGUUAGAUCUGUGUGCGCUCUCCGUCAGUGGUGUCUAAACAAAGUUCUCCAGAUAUCCCGUCCUACAUGUCAAUCCACAGUGUUUACGAUGGGAAGCAACAAACUCACUUGGUUCAGCUCAGGAAGAAUCACUGACAAUAAUACACCCCGGUCUGUAGCAUGCUCCUGUAUCCAGUAAAAAUAACACACCCAGUCUGUAGCCUGCUGCUGUAUCCAGUAAAAUAACACCCAGUCUGUAGCCUGCUGCUGUAUCCUAGAUAGUAAACUAGACUCUCAGAAACAUCCCCAGAAGAUCUACAUGUUUUCUGUGGUAUGAAUGGAACUGAAUAAACUGCAUCUACUGGCACCUAGAGGUGUGAAGACUGAGAUAGACAUGAUGUAUUUUAUCAAGGCUGCUUUUAUGGUCUCCUUUAAUUAAAAAGAAGAUGGUUUGGGAUUAAAUAAGUACUCCUAAAGUAAAUACUAACACUUCCAGACACCACCCUGUAGUAGAAUAACCAAACACACUACCACGAUUAAAAUUAAUUUAGACAUUCAAGUGCUCUGAAGCAUCUACCAUUUAAAAAAAACACUGUUUUCAACUCUACCUGCUAAGUAAUUCAAUUUUCCUGUUUAAUGUGGCCUCAUAUUCCAUUUUCCAGUGAUAACAGCGGCAGGUUUAACACUUUAAACUCUCAGAAACCUUUAAAACAAUCCUUCCCUCAGUUUCUCUAUAGUCGACUGAUUUAUACCGAGCUACUGUUGGCUUAGUGAGCGGGUUAAAAUGCUGUGUCAUAGUGACUUUUUAAAUGUUCCCAGCUGAUUAAUUUUAAAACCGUAGCUAACCAUAACCAACCACGUUGGAUGUAUACAUCCUGUCAGACAGAAACCCAGCAGCUAUGACUCAUCUGGAUGACGUCUGAACCAAACAGGACUGUUCCUGUAUUCAGACUAGAUGCAGUUUGUUCUGGUGUUUCAGUCUGACUCAAACUGUUUGUCAGGAAAAACGUUUUUUAGGUGGAGGACUAUACGUACAUUGAGUCUAGAUAAACAUGUAGCAUCCAGAACAGAAAUGUGGAUGGGUGGGCUAGUGAUGAACAGUUUUUGGGUUUGUUUUUUUCUGUAAAUUUGAACUCUUUAACCCAGCAAACAAUGCCAGUGUGUUUGUUUCUGGAGUAAUGUUCAGUUACUUCUGUAGGUAGAAAACAGUUUAAUCCCUGCAGUUGUUGUAUUUUUGGUUUUGGACAGAUUAGCAAAAGAUUCUUCUUAAUAGAUGGAGGAUUGUUCUAUAAUGACCAAUCAGCUUUAGCCUAUGAGAGACCUACAUACUCUCCAGGAAGGUCUCCUCUGUUUUAUUAAUGUGUACUCUGAACUGAACUUUCCUCUUGGAUGUGUCCUUCACAUAGUAGCCUGUAAGCUCACCAGGAUUCCUCUAAGUCUGAUAAAGUGUUGAGAAAAGGUAGCUGUGAUGUUGUGAGCACGCUUUCCCAGAAUAGAUGGUGUAUCAGCACGUUGCAUCACUUUCCUGUCAUCUCAGCACAAAUCGUCGGCCUCCAAAACCAGUGUUUGAGUGCCUGUUAGUGUGUACGUUCACACCAGGCUGCCGUAGGAGGAGGCAUUAAAACGUGUCUUUAUGCGUGCUCACAUUAACGUGCACUGCUGUGUGUGUGUGUGUGUGUGUGUGUGUGUGUGUGUGUGUGUGUGUGUGUGUGUGUGUGUGUGUGUGUGUGUGUGUGUGUGUGUGUGUGUGUGUGUGUGUGUGUGUGUGUGUGUGUGUGUGUGUGUGUGUGUGUGUCUGUGUGUGUAAAUAUUGUGCUUGUAAUGAGUAUCUGUGCUGGUGUUGGUUUUCUUGGUCCACCCAUGUUUGCCUGCAGGAGCCGUUAAAUCUUUCCCACUACCAGAGAGAGAAGCUGCUCCAUCCUGCAUCAGCAUCUUCACAGAAACCACAGGAAUAAGAAUGUUUUAUCUGCUGUAGGACACAGAGUUACUGUCUGCAGAUUCAGAUCCUAACAGGCCACAGCAGCAGAGUGUGCUCUCAUUAGUUCACACUUAGGGGACAGGAAAUAGAGGGAAUACUAAAAAUAAUCUAAAUUCACACAACAUAAUUGUAGAGUUUAAAACAUGUAAAAGAGGUGCAUAUGCGUGACCAGGGCUGUUUCAGGGUCUGGUUUAAUUUCACAUGAAGGAAACCAAGACAGAAGAGGACAGUGGUGUUGGUUGAUAGGGGAUGAUGGUUGUGAAGAGAUGGAACAGGGAUCAGGAAAGUGGAUCAGCAGAUGGAAAAUGCAGAUAACAGGUUUAAGAAAAGGAAGCAGAGGUUUGGAUUCAAAGUUAGGUUAGAUUACUGUGUUUGUUCUCUCCAGUAAUGUCUCCACCAUGUCACCUCCUGCUGUUUGUGAAUGCAGGGAGGUCAGCAGUGGAGAGGUGUUGCUAAAGACGAUUCUUUAGAUCGUAAUUAGUUAUUUUCUGCUCCAUGAAUGCUAUAUUUACGUUCAAAGUCUCAUACAGAACCUCUAAACAGAAACUUUCUAGGUGGAAGAGUUGCUUAUAGUGUAGAAACGAUUAAGAAGUUCUUCGGCUCUGUUUUAUUAGGUUUUAACAUCUUUAUAAUCAUGUCUUCAGGUUGUCUGUUUGUUCCAUCCUUGUGAACAGGAUGUCUCAGGAACACGUCGAGGCGAUUUCUUCAAAUUUAAUUCAAACAUUCAGCAUAACUCAAAAAUAAACUGACUAGAUAUUAGUGGUGAGAAACAAAACACAUUGUUACCCAUAACUCAAGGAUUCAUACGCCAGUUAUGGACUGAUAUGGAUGUAAACCACAUCUGUACUGGUUGGUAAUAUAUAUAUUUUCAUAAUUAUGUCUACAAUAUGUAGAACUAUUUCUUACUUAAUGCGAUAGUGUGGCGUCUACCAUUUCUACCAGCUAAUCUGGCUCCUUUAGAUGUAGUUUCUGUCCAGAUGGUGUGAUUAAUUUGUUCCUUUAGACUCUGUGAACCUUUCUGCUGAUCCAGUGACCCCCUGUGGUGUGUGAAGCCACGCUGAAGGAACACUGGAGGAACGCUGGAGGAACGCUCUAACCCUAACCCUACCUCUGCUGGGGAAAGAUGAGCUCCAGUCUGAAUGUCAUUGGGGUGAUCCACUUCAGAGCACAGCAAUAAAUUACGACUUUAUGGAUCCGUCCUUUCAGACCUCCGAUAAUGACCCAGCAGGUUUAACAGUAAAGCGUUAGAUUUAUCCACUUAAUGGUGCAUGUUCAGACAACUAGGAAUAAAAUAUUAGAAGGUAGAAAGGUGCAUGUUAAAUGUGUGCAUGUGAGAUUCAGUUUAAAGUCUCUGCAGCCGAGGUCACCAGGUUCUAACCGUGGUCUGAUUACUGGUCGUAACCCUCAGAAACCUUCCAGCAGCUGAGGAAGGAGCUGAUAUCGUAGCUGCAGAAAAAAAAACUCCAUACCCAAAAUGUUUGCCUCAUUUUAUCUCACUUCAUGAUGCAGAUCCAACUCCUGAUGGCAGAAAAUCAUUUCCUGCCGAUUCAUAUUUUCAUCUCCUCUUCGAAGUUCAGCCCAGAAAGAUGUUUUCAGAUAUGAGAAAAGUCUGUUUCCUGUGUGAGGCUGGUUCAGGACAGGUUUAAGAACUUUUCAGAGUUUGACAGAAUAAGAAACGUACAUCAGCUGCUGUCAGGAUAUCCAUUCUGACGUCUUUGGGUCUUCUCUUCUCCGUGUGGUGUUCAGAUGUCAUGAAUGCUGCUAUUUAAUGCUGAAACAGGAACCUGCUGUGUGUGUGUUCAUGUGUGUGGUGUGUGACAUAACCAGAGGACCACAGACUUUGUUAGCAGUUCUCCAGCUGAAGCUGCAGCAGAGAAGAACCAGAGAAGAGCUGGUUAGCCAAGGAAUCAUGCCUCCUCUGAAAAGUUCAGCUUCCUUCCAUGAACAGAGGCGGAGUUUGGAACGAGCUCGUACUGAGGACUAUCUGAAGAGGAAGAUCAGGAGUCGACCAGAGAGAUCUGAGCUGAUCAGGAUGCACAUCCUGCAGGAGACGCUAGCAGAACCAUCGCUUCAGGCCAAGCAGCUGCAGCUAAAGAGAGCUCGCCUCGCUGACAAUCUGAACGAUAAGAUCGCCCACCGACCCGGACCCAUGGAGCUGAUCCACAAAAACAUCCUGCCGGUCCACUCCAGCAUCAGGCAGGCCAUGAUAGCCUCAGGAGAAAACUCGUCCUGCGAGGAGGACAGUAAUGACAGUCUGUCUCCAGGACAGCCCGGCAGCCAGGAGUGUCCUCCAGGCCUGGGGACAUCUCCAGCAGAGACAGUAGCUGGAGGCAGCUUCCCGUCUCCGACACAGGUCCCUCCAGAAGCUCCACUUCCGCCCAUCUCAGGUUCCUCUGUUACACUGAAGCUGACCAAUGGGACCUCAGCCUCAUCUGUCCAGAGAACAGGUGUUAACUCCCACAUCAAGCCUAAACCAAAGUCUGACCACUCUGCCCAGAGACACAAGAAAACCAAAGACAACAAGCCAAAGAUUAAAAAGCUAAAGUACCACCAGUACAUCUCUCCUGACCAGAAGGAAGAUAAAGAGCCUCCUCCUCACCUGGAUUCAUCCUAUGCUAAAAUCCUGCAGCAGCAGCAGCUUUUCCUGCAGCUGCAGAUCCUCAGCCAGCAGCAGCAGCAGCAGCACUACAACUACCACACCAUCCUACCUGCCCUGCCCAGACCUCAGACAGACCAGCCUCCUUCCUCUUCCUCCUCCAGUUCCUCCUCCUCCUCCCCUCCUGGACCUCCUGCUGCUCCUCCAACCCUCCCUCCUAACCAGCGUAGUUCUGCUCCUUUAAAUGGGACCAAACCAGCGUCUCUGCCUCCAAACCUGGAUGAGAUGAAGGUGGCGGAGCUGAAGUCUGAGCUGAAGCUUCGCAGCCUUCCCGUCUCCGGCACCAAGAACGACCUAAUUGAGAGGCUGAGGACCUACCAGGAGCUGACUACCUCCUGUCCACCAGCAGGGGGAGCCACAGCGCCAGGGGCUGAAGGAGCAGGAAGAGCCUCUGAAAAUAACAACACAUCCCAACAACAACAACAACAACAGCAGCAGCAGCUUCAGUCCCAUCGGAUGCCUCUGAACGCUGAUGCAGGAAACAACGUAACACCUCAGCAGCACCUCCUGACCUCUGGAGGUCCUCUCCCACUCUCACCCGUCUCCCUCACCCCACGUGACCAUGCCGUCUCCCCCAUCUCCCCUAACCCACCAGGAGACUCCAGCUUUCCCAGCGACACUCUGAGGGAACUGAUGAGUCCACCUCUCACCCAGCUGAGCCUUCAGUCAUCUCCAGCUGCUCAGCUCCACACUAACAUUAAAGAGGAGACCUCCUGCUCCUCUCCAGCUCCUUGUGAGUUCUCCUUAAAGUCCUCCUCGCUGCAGAAACUCUGCUCGGUUCCUCCAGGCUCCUCCACCUCCACCACCACAGCUCCAGGAGUCGACAAGGACAGAAUGCUGCAGGAGAAGGACCGGCAGAUCGAGGAGCUGCUGAGGAUGCUGAGGCAGAAGCAGCGGCUGGUGGAGGUUCUGAAGAUGCAGCUGGAGCACGGCAGCCGAGAAGGUCAUGGUCCAGAGCUGCAGGUUCUUCUGAGAGUCAAAGAAGAACCUCCUGAUAAGCCCAGUGUUGCUCUCCCUCAGGCAUCACAUGAGAUGGAUGUUACCAUGGUAACUGUCAAACAGGAAGUCAUAGAAGAAGGAGAAGCUGCAGCUGAUCAACCAUCAGACACUAAUGCAUUACUGCAGGAGCAGAUCCAGCCUCAUCCAGAGCAGAAGAGUUCCCAGAACAAACCAGAACAUGUCUGUCUCCAGCAGCUGGCUCAGCAGCAGGCCAUCCAGAAGCUCCUGCUGCAGCAGCACACCCUUCAGAAGCAGCAGCACAAACUUCACAGCCACAGUCAGAUGCUGGAGAACCAGCAGAACCUGCAAAAACUUUGCCAGCAGAGGAGGAAGAAAUCCCCAAAACUGCAGCCGCAGAAACAAGUGGCGCAUUCGCCUCAGCAACAGCAGAAACACCUGCAGCAGAUGCAGCUGAAGCAGCAGAUCCUGCUGAAGCAGCAGAAGUCUCUGUUCCAGCAGCAGCUGAAGCAGCAGCAGAACAAACAUCUGCAGCAGAUCCAGAUCCAGACCAAGAUCCAGAUGAAGCAGCAGCACGUUCUGGUCCAGCAGAAACAGCAGCAGCAGCAGCAGCAGCCACAGGUGCCUCCAGCUCACCUCCACCAUCAGUCAGGCUCCACCCCGUCCUUCUCACUGGACCUCCUGAAGACUGACUCCACCCCAACGCUGGUCACCAACGGCAAUGGGAACCACUUCCUGAUUGCACUGACCAAUCACAUCGCUGGAAACCAAAAACCUGAAACCUGUGGGAGAAAAACAUCCAACCACAUCAUGCUGCAGCGACUGCAGUCGACUCCAGCCAGACUCCCAGGACUCCCCCCCGUUCAGCUGACCAGAGCUGAUAGCAAAGACAAACAGAGCGGCGAUGUGGGACUUUUAAAGCAGCAAAACACAAAGAUGCAGAAUGGAACUGUUCAGGUGUCAGUAGAGAAACCUCAUCAGGAAGCAGCUCAAAGUUCAUCAGCUCCACCCAGUCUGCAGCCGUUCAUCAAGGACCAGGAGAGAAACUCCUCAUCGCCUUCUUCUCAGACUGAGCUGUGUCCUGGUCUGGAUGUCUUCUUCAGUCCUCCAGUUUCCAUUCAGACCCCAGUCUCAUCUCCUGAUGACAAAGACUCAGAGCAUGAAGAUGAUUUUAUUGACAUCAUUUUGCAGACUGGAGACAUGUCCUCCACCUUCAGCCCUACUCCAGACCCCUCUCUGGACCAUCUCAGUCCAGACUUCUCUGCCUCCUCCCCUCCUCCGUCACCCCUCCAGCUGUUGCUGUCUCCCCCCGUCCCCCCCAGCUGUGGAACUCCACAGCCUGCUUCCUCUGAGCUUCUGGCUGACACCACAGAAGAAGAGGAGCACCUCUUGGAGGCUGGAAGCGGACGCCUGGAGGACUUCUUGGAGAGCACCACGGGGAAGCCUCUCCUGGGGGUGGAGCCUGGUGGGCUGCUGACUCUGAUAGAUGACCUCCACAGCCAGAUGCUGUGCACUCCCAGCAUCCUGGACCACCCUCCGUCCCCCAUGUACACCUUCAGCGUGACAGCAGAGGAGGAGCAGGGCCUGGACGGUAUGGACUGGUUGGACUUCACCAGUGGAAGAGAGAAGGAUGAGGAACCUCCCACUCUGGCCCCUCUGGCCCCCCAAACGCCCUCUAGUGUCUUUUCCACAGACUUCCUGGACGGUUACGACCUCCACAUACACCUGGACUCCUGCCUGUAGAUCAGGAGACUGAAACCCACCAUGGAGCUGCAUGAACGUCGACAGAACGUGAUCUCUGAGGUUCCAGUGUUUCAUUACAGCACUGUGUACAGCUGGCACUGGGGGCAGCUGUGGCUCAGGUGGUAGAGCGGGUCGUCCAAUGAUCGAAAGGUCGGCGUUUCGAUUCCCACUCUGUCCUAGUCAUGUGCUGUUGUGUCCUUGGGCAAGACACUUUACCCACCUGGCCUCCAGUGCUGCUACUCACACUGGAGUAUGAAUGCGUGUGAAUGUUGGUGGUGGUCGGAGGGGCCGUAGGCGCAGAUUGUCAGCCACGCUUCCGUCAAUCUGCCCCAGGGCAGCUGUGGCUACAAAUGUAGUUUACCACCGCUGAGUGAGAAUGUGUGAGUGAAUGAAUAAUGGAUUCAUUGUGAAGCGCUUUGAGUGCCUUGAAAAGCGCUAUAUAAAUCUAAUCCAUAAUUAUUAUUAUUGUGUCUGGAUCUUCUGGUUUCUUGAAUCUUCAAGCUCUUUGACUUUAGUUUUAUUUAUACUCUGCUGUAUUGAUUUCUGUGAACGUAUCAGGCAGGUCCUAAAUCACUUCUUGCUUCUUUAGCAAACGUUUUGUCGACACACGAGGACUUCACUGGUUUUACUGGUGUCUUUCUCUUCCUGUACAAACACCAGUUACAGCAGAAACUAACAGUGCCUUAUCUGACCUUUAUCUCAUCAGGAUGGAAACACCUCCUCAGCUGCCUUUUGGGGUGAAGCUAAUCAAUAUUUACCACAACAUGAAAAGAGCAAAAGUAACCAAUAACCAAAGCUAAGGUAAGGACAAUGAUUUAAUAGCUUAUAGGGCAGAGCAGGGAUCAGGCAGUCAUUUCUAAAUACAGAGUAAUCUGAGGUGGUUGAUGUUUAAUGUGGACAUCUACAGUGUUCGUAUCUCCGUGUUUAUCAGGAAUAUGUGGUUAUUUCUCAGGUUUCAGCUCUGAAAGCGUUCCUACACACGGCAUGCUGCUCUUUUUAGUAUUAAUGAAACAUUACAUGCAUAAAGUAUGCAAACUAUGCAGCUAAUGUGGAACCAGUGCAGUGGAAAUGGGCUAUACAUGGAGCUCAGUUUUAAAAUUUCAUGAUGUCAAAACACACAAAGUGCUUUAAGUAGAAAGUCACAACUUCCUAAUUCAAAAGUGAGUUUAAACCCCAAAUAUGAAUUAUUAAGUGAAAAUCUUUGCUGACUCUGGUAAUUGAUGACAGUUUAAAGGUUGUAUGGGGUUUUUUUUCUGCAGUAUGUAACGUUACAUCAUCCUCAGUGAGAUAUAAAAACAUCAAACCUCCUCUGGCUGGAACUUAAAGGAAGGUAAAAGCUUUUCGAGAAAUUUCCAAAUAGUUGCAAGAAAGCAAUACUGAGCAGCUUUUUCUUGCAGAAUAAACUGCACCAGGAUGCCUGUGAUUGAAUAUAUAAGAGCUUGUCCUUUAGCUUGAUUAAGAUAAAAAAAAAAGAUUUAAAUAGGAAAUAUUUUGAUCUAAAAAACGUCUUUGAUGAUUUCAUUCAUGACCCAAAAGAAAUGUUUAGUAAAAAUACUAAAUGCUGUAAACAUCUUAAUGGUUUUUAAUGAUUCUGAUGCUUUACUGUGUCAAAAACGACACAAUUUCAAAGAAAAUAUUGGAAUUUUUUAGGAUUUGUGGUAAAAUAAUGUAAGAUUUUGACAUGUUGAAUAUAUUAGUGGAAGCCAAGGGUUGUAUUUUUUAUUUACUUGAGUCUAAUUUAUAGUCUGUACACUGUGAACAUCUUCUCAUUCUGUAUAUAUAUUUUCAGUGUAAGUGGUUUGGUUGGAAGUUUUCUGAAGGUAAAUGAAUCUACUGCACAUUAGGUUUCAGAUCUUUAGUUACGAUGCUUGGUGCUUGCAUACGUUAUAAAAACAGGUUUCUGUGGUCAUUUUGGACACCUGACUGGAAUUUUACUCCAUUUCUGUCUGCACCUGCUCUAACUGAUAAAUGAAUAUGUGAUAUAAAAAAAGAGGAAACUCCUGCAGGUUUAUAUUUUGUCCCUGAAAAAUAAUUGGAUGAGAUUCCUUCCUCUAGAGGACUUUUGUAAAUAUUCUGUUAUUUUUUGGCUGUCCUGUACUGUAUCAGUACUUAUGCCAAGAGACAUUUUUAAGUGUUUUGCUUCUUUGAGAUUUUAUAAUUAAUUUUAUAAUUAAAGGUUUAGACACAGAAGACACAUUUUUUUUUUGCUAUAUUUGCUUUGUGAUAUUCUAGUAAUACAGGUUUAUGUGCACUGUGGCUUAUUCUGACAAAAACAUGUCUGUGUUGAGGAACCUUUGGAGACCUGAUGUUGCUGCAUCUUUUAAAUGAAUCUUCAUAUACGUCUCGGAGCAAACAUACUGCACCGUACUGUUCACUGGAACUAUAUUUGUUGGGUUUAAAGACGUCUGAGUGAGUUCAUACAUCAGAAUUAAUCAAAACGAUCAAAACAAUUCACAAGGAACAAAUCUAGCAACAGCUGUGUAGGUUUUUGGAGCUGCAGUCUGAAUUGGUUUAGCUGGUAGCUCUAUUUUCUCAGCCAUUUGCAAGCUUUACUGAAACCUCAUAAUGUGAGAAGGUAACGGGAUUUUAAGAGCUAUAGCUGCAAACCUGUGCAGUUAUUGUACAAUUAUAUGGUUCACUCUGGGGAAUAGUGCUUACUGCAGGUUUUAUUGUUUGUACAGAAAUCUCAGAGACUUUCUGACGUAACACAUCACUCUGGCUGCUCAAAGGAACAGACUGUUAUACAUAUAAAUAUAACAUAUAGUAUUUAUAAUAAAUAUAUAUCUAUUAUAAGCUCUCAUCAGGUGCAUAGUAUAAAUGCAAAGUGAAACUGUUACUCCUGUGCUUACUGCGUGAUAAAUCUGGGCUAAAUACUGUAAACUCUGUUAUUUAAACAGUUAAAAUGACAUGUUCUGGUAUAAUAAUGUGUGUUGAGUCACCUCAUGUAAAUGAUUGUAGAAACUUUGGGAAAACUUUUUGUGUACCAUAAAUGUAAGUAUUUCUUUUUCUAAAAAGAGUAUUUAUUAAUAAAUGGAAGGUAGCCAUG